Molecule: messenger RNA, 4036 nt
Organism: Alligator sinensis (Chinese alligator)
Lineage: Eukaryota; Metazoa; Chordata; Crocodylia; Alligatoridae
Gene: SUPT20H
Product: SPT20 homolog, SAGA complex component
Exons: 25
Coding region: 1394-3997 (867 amino acids)
Biological process (GO): regulation of transcription by RNA polymerase II
Cellular component (GO): SAGA complex
Molecular function (GO): transcription coregulator activity
Source: RefSeq, a predicted model, not a curated record
AAGUCAGAAAUGGUUGAGGAAGGGGAGGGAAUGCAUUUUAAAAAAAAAAAGAGAGAAAAACUGGGGGUUUUGGUACAAUUCUAUUGACUGCAUAUUAUGAAACAAUGGUCAAUCCAUAGUUAAGGUUGGAGCUAGCUCAGUUUUCAGCCUCCUCCUCUAUAUUUUGUUUUGCUGAUAAAAGACAAAAUUUUAGGAAAAGAGAGAGAGUUGUGACUCUGUAAGGCAAGGACUAUACAAGAAAAGAUACAUAUUCCCAUUUAGCAAUCCAAAAGAAAAUAUUUUUACAUUUUCAAUGUUUAUAGGCUCCUUAUGACUCUGUUAUUAUUUCAAAACUACUUAAUACAAGGUCUUCAAUUUCAUUUUACUUUAACGAGAAAUGAGGAAGAUCAGCAGCUUGCAAGAUGUGUUCAAGAUCUCACAAGAUAGGACCUUAAGCUAUUGCUUUUGGCAAUUAUCACAAGUUACUGGCUGCUUGACAUAACUUUCAGUACUAGAAAAUGGAAAACACACAUAUAGACAAAGACUGAAAUGGAAAUAUUAACACAUUAAGUGAAUAAUUCUUUUAAUGUGUACUAUAACAUGUUUCCUUAGCCAGAUGCUCACAAAAUUGCUACCAUUAAUCAAUACUACACUUUUAUUAAGAUGAGUUGAAAAUAUUCUGCAGAAUUCAUAUGCUUCCAGCAGUACUAUUCCUACCCAAAACUGUUUGCUUGAUUAGUAAAUAAAUCAUGUAGGCAGUAUGGAGUUGUUUCACUCUUUCCAUACUUUAUUACUUUAUCAUCUAAUCCUAGUACAUAUUUACUGAACUGUAAAUGUAUUAUUCAUUUGGUUGGUUUGUAGUCUGAUCUCAUUACUGUUAUCAUAUUAAUUCUGUAAUUCAUGGAAUUUUAAAAUAUGCACAGGAACACACAUACUGAAUUAAUCUAUUGUGUAGCAAUAUUUUUGACCAUCUUUGUUGACCUCGCAACAUACUUUUAAGUAACCAAACUGAAAAAACAACUUUUGUACAUUAACCAUCAGCAGAAUUAUAAUGCAACCUGAGAUCUGUCCAGUAUUAUUGUCCCAAUCAGCUACAAGACUUUCAUUCUGCCACCAGCACCGAAUAUUUCAGUCAACAGUAAUCAUUUAGGGGAAAUAACACCCACAAGAGCUCCCCAGGCUCAGAGGCCUCAGUCUCUAUAGCAACGGCUCUCCUCCCCGUCUCUACGGCGACUCCUCCCGCCCCUUCCGGGCGGAAGUGGCCAGCCGGAAGUGGGCGGAACGCGGCGCUGGCAGGGCGGAUGCGAGGCCGCAGGGGUAGCAGCGCGGGGGGCAGGGCCCGGCCGGAGCCCGCUAGACAGCCCCAAGUUUCCUGAAUAUUUAAUCUACUACUUGGACAUCUGGCCUCACUACAAUGCAACAAGCUUUAGAACUGGCAUUGGACCGUGCAGAGUAUAUCAUUGAAAGUGCCCGUCAGAGACCUCCCAAACGAAAAUAUUUAUCCAGUGGAAGAAAAUCUGUGUUUCAAAAGCUGUAUGAUUUGUAUAUAGAAGAAUGUGAAAAAGAGCCUGAGAUAAAGCAGAAGCUGAGGCGAAAUGUGAAUUUACUUGAGAAGCUGGUUAUGCAGGAGACAUUGUCAUGUCUAGUUGUGAACCUCUAUCCAGGAAAUGAGGGAUAUUCACUUAUGCUCAGGGGAAAAAAUGGCUCAGAUUCUGAGACCAUUCGACUGCCUUAUGAAGAAGGAGAAUUGCUUGAAUAUUUGGAUGCAGAGGAGCUACCACCUAUUUUGGUUGACCUUUUGGAAAAAUCUCAGGUUAAUAUUUUUCAUUGUGGGUGUGUCAUAGCAGAAAUUCGUGACUACAGACAGUCUGGUAACAUGAAAUCACCAACAUACCAAAGCAAGCACAUUCUUUUGCGUCCAACAAUGCAAACUUUAAUAUGUGAUGUUCAUUCUAUAACCAGUGACAACCACAAAUGGACACAAGAGGAUAAACUUCUACUUGAAAGCCAGCUUAUUUUAGCUACAGCAGAGCCUCUGUGUCUUGAUCCUUCAAUAGCAGUAACCUGCACAGCAAAUAGACUCCUCUAUAACAAGCAGAAGAUGAAUACUCGACCAAUGAAACGGUGCUUUAAGAGAUACUCCAGGUCAUCUCUGAAUAGGCAGCAGGAUGUGGCUCAUUGUCCGACUCCACCUCAACUGAGAAUACUUGACUACUUACCUAAAAGAAAGGAAAGGAAAGGAGCCCAACAAUAUGAUCUCAAAAUUUCUAAAGCUGGAAAUUGUGUAGAUAUGUGGAAACAGAAUCCUUGCUGCUUGUCUGCUCCUUCUGAAGUGGAUGUGGAAAAAUAUGCCAAAGUGGAAAAGUCUAUCAAACCUGAUGACUCACAACCAACUGUCUGGCCAGCACAUGAGAUAAAAGAUGAUUAUGUAUUUGAAUGUGAAGUUGGUAAUCAACUUCAGAAAACAAAACUGACCAUUUUUCAGUCUCUUGGUAAUCCUCUGUACUAUGGUAAAAUACAGACACUCAAAGGUGAUGAGGAGAAUGAGAGCCUAGUAACUCCAUCACAGUUUCUGAUUGGCUCCAAGACUGAUGCUGAAAGGGUCGUAAACCAAUACCAAGAGCUAGUUCAAAAUGAAGCUAAAUGUCCUGUGAAGAUGUUUCAUAACUCAGGCGGAUCAGUUAAUCUGAGUCAUCUUUCUCCAGGGAAGGAAAUGGAACAGCCAGAAAGUUUGUCAGGUUCUGUUCAGUCUUCAGUAUUGGGAAAGGGUGUGAAGCACCGACCUCCCCCGAUCAAAUUACCUUCAAGUUCAGGAAGUAGCUCUUCAGGUAAUAUUUUUAGUCCACAGCAGUCAAGUGGCCACCUAAAGUCCCCAACUCCUCCUCCUCCUCUUCCUCCUUCUAAGCCUCCCAGUCUCUCUCGGAAACAAUCUAUGGAUCUUAGUCAAGUUAGCAUGCUUUCUCCAGCUGCCAUGUCUCCUGCAAGUUCUUCACAAAGGUCUGGAACUCCUAAACCAUCUACUCCUACUCCAACCAACACCCCUUCAUCGACCCCACACCCUCCUGAUGCUCAGAGCUCAACUCCUAUUACCCCUUCUGCCACCCCUACUCCCCAAGAUUCAGGCUUCACCCCUCAGCCCACUUUGUUAACCCCGUUUGCUCAGCAGCAAAUGUCACUGAGCCAGGCAUUGCCUGUAAUGACCAUUCCUCUUUCCACCAUGGUAACAUCCAUUACUACAGGAACAGCCUCCACCCAGGUCAUGGCAAACCCUGCAGGACUUAACUUCAUCAAUGUAGUGGGCUCUGUUUGCGGAGCACAGACAUUGAUGAGUGGCUCAAACACCAUGCUGGGAUGUAAUACUGGUGCCAUAGCCCCUGCAGGUAUAAAUCUGAGUGGCAUAUUACCAUCAGGAGGUCUGGUACCAAAUGCACUGCCAGCUGCAAUGCAGUCUGCCUCUCAAGCAGGCAGCACUUUUGGUUUAAAAAAUACUUCCAGUCUUCGGCCUUUAAAUCUACUACAGCUUCCAGGUGGCUCACUUAUUUUCAACCCACUCCAGCAGCAGCAGCAACAGCAGCUAUCACAGUUUUCUCCACAGCAGCAGUCACAACAGCCUACCACCUCUAGUCCUCAACAACAGGGAGAACAGGGGUCUGAGCAAGGUGCAUGCAGUCAAGACCAGACAUUAUCUGCGCAACAAGCUGCUGUGAUUAAUCUUACUGGAGUAGGGAACUUUAUGCAACCUCAGGCAACAGUGUUGUCUCAGCUUGGCUCUGCCGUGAACAGACCUGGGCAAAGCCUUCCUCAGCAGACACUCCAGUUCUCCUCUGCCUUACAACAACAGCAACAACAACAAGCCUUGCAGCAGCAGCAGCAGAUACAACAGUUGCGAUUCUUGCAGCAAACGGCUAUGGCAGCAGCAGCAGCAGCACAAGCAGCUCACCUACAACAUCAGCAACAUUCAGGCAGCCACUCAAAAAGUAAAAGGAAGAGAGGUGCACCAGCCCCUCCGAGCUCCUGAGCCUGGCAGUUUUAUAUCUAAAAAAAAGAAAAAAAAAAA